GGCCGGGCUGUGGUGAGGCGCGGCCGCCCCGGCGGGAUGGGCCGGGAUGAGCCGGGAUGAGCCGGGCCCGGUCGGACCGGACUGGUCCGGACCGGACAUUGCCGGUGGAGGGCGGGUCCUCGCGUUCUCCUCCCCUUCUCCUCGCUUGUUUCACUGUUCCUCGCAGCCCCCUGCCGCCUGAGGGGAGAGGGAGGCUGUUGUCGCGUGUGUAGGAGAUGUACAAACAGCUUGAUGCAGUUACCCAAUUAAGACUUCUGGCAGUCUUUGACAGCAGAAAGAGAUGUCAAGUGUGGCUGAUAAAUCUAUCAGUUGUAUUGUCAUCGCUUGCAGAUUCUAUCAGGAGACAGGUGACAUUAACAGCUCAGUUUGCAGUAGUGCAAAAGGAGUUGCUUACACAGAGGACAGGAUCUGGGAUUCAGCAGAAUACACCAAUGCAGGAAUUCCAUCAGGAAGAUGUGUGAAUUAUAAUGAUACUGUUAAAAGCUGUAAGGUCAGGGCAUGGUGCCCUGUGGAAUCCCUGGAAAACCCCCCUGGGACUGCUGUUCUGAGGAGUUCUGAAGACUUCAUUGUGCUAACAAAGAACAACAUUCACUUCCCAAACUUUAAUUACACCGUACUAAAUAUUCCACCAAAUUUAAAUUCCUCCUGCACAUACAACAAGAUGAGUUCUUCGCUCUGUCCGGUUUUCCAUCUGGGAGAUACCCUUCAAGAAGCAAAAGAGGAAUUCUCUGAGGUGGCAGUGAAGAUCUUUAAAAAAGAGAAGAAAGCAUGUGACUUCCCAAAAUAUUCUGUAGUACAGCUGAAUUCUUAUAUAUUGUCUUUGGAGAGACACAGUGGCCUCCUGCUUAGCAUAGAACAAAUACUUUGAGCUGAAGUGCUUUCUUCUUCUGCCUUUGCUUCAUUCUGUGAGUGAAUGGUUUGGAAAUACAGGCUCUGGGGUGAGUUCUUAGGGCUACCUUUUAGUGGGAGAUUCCCGGCUCCUGCCUUUGCACUACUGCACACCAGAACCUCAGCUGAGUCCGGAGAUGACCAGCACCCUGAAAAUAAGAUGGAGCCAAGAAUCAUCUCAAAGCAUGACCCCUGGAGGAAGGAAAUCCAAAAGAGAGAUUGCUUGGAAACGUGGUCCUGGGCAUCUUUCUCCCCCAGCCUCACCACCUUUCUGUAGCUUGGAUUAAGAUGCUCUCGAAAGAGGCCACUGAGCACAUAGUUUCAUAACUCGCUGUUGAAGGCCUCCUGGUCCAUCCACAUUAAACAGGCUCAUUUUAGAUGAUUUCAGUGACAGGCAGCAUUUUCUGGAAGGCCCAGCUGUUCUUUGGUAUUGCUCCUUUAAGCUUGAACUCGGGACUUUACAAGGAAAAAUACUUUUAUCGUCUCUAUGUAUUAUUUUGGGGCAUUUCAUUCAUACUCAUUGAAACGGUAAUGUCGGAUUUUGGCCUGUUUGCUCUUAGCUUCAAACAGGCCUUUCCUCCUUCACCUCCUCCUCCUGAAGAGCUAAGUGCGAGCUGCUUUGUGCAGUGAUGUGCAAGGCCAGAGUGCAGCUGAGGAGCACCAUAUUUGGGGUAGAUUAAUCCGUGCUCUAACACCUUUUCAGUUCUUUUUGUUAUACUUGGACAUGUUCUAUUGUUGUCGGAACAAGGUGAGAAGGAUUCUAACGUAUAUAUUCUGCCCUCCUUUCAUCUAAGCUUUGUUCUUUCUGAGCUAACCCAGCAGUUUGCCAUUCCAUUUCCCAUAUAUUUUAGGAUACAUUGUUGGCAGAUUAUGCUAAAGGCAUUUAUAUCUUCGCUUGUAAUAUGCAUUAAUUGUAUUAACAUUCAUAUUGCAGCAUCUUAUAUAUCUAGAGUGGGACAAUAUUACAGUUGGCAUUAAUGCAUUCUGGUUCUGACACAUAAGCUCACUCUCCUUUUGGAAAGAUUUACACUGAAUAUUCACUUAAGACUGAUUUUAAUCUCCUUUCACAUUUAUGUAUAUAUGUUCUUCCUUCUUCUCUCCCCCCUUCUUUUUAGUCCUGUCAGAUUUGACUGUUUUUGUAAUAAAUAGGGGGUUUUACUAACCUGUAGCUGACCUAAAGUCUCUUUAAUGAUUUCAUUCUCUCUGGAUUUCCCACUGCCAGUCUGUCAGUUCCCUUCACCUCUUUCUAAUGAUUUACCUGCUAUUAUAAGGGUUAUGGUGAUGUUUCUAAAAUAAGCACCAUGUUGGGCAGCUCACCAUCAGUGAAGGCACAAGAAUUAGGUGGUGCAGAUCUCUGCUUUUAUAGCAAAGAUUAAUUCUGUGAGAGGAUAAAUAUAAAGGAUUUGCUCAUUGUGGAUGGGAGAAUAACUGUCUUAGCUAUGCUUCUGCUACCUCUUGCAGGCAGUUGCUCUGUCGUUGCUCUGAGCUGCCUGAAGUUACCUCUUGGUGUUAGGAUGGCCUGAGGUUAUCUAUACAGCUGCUUUGUGAGAGUUGGUAGCCCAGAGGCAGCGGAAAGCUGACAGCAGCAGACUUCCAGCUUCCUCUUCGAGUACGACACCCCCCGCAUCGUGCUGAUCCGGAGCCGCAAAGUGGGGCUCAUCAACCGCGCGGUGCAGCUC
Messenger RNA from Strigops habroptila (Kakapo), 2567 nucleotides. Its product is annotated as P2X purinoceptor 7-like. The record is from RefSeq and is a predicted model, not a curated record. NCBI's taxonomy places the organism in Eukaryota, Metazoa, Chordata, Aves, Psittaciformes, Psittacidae. The coding region runs from base 281 to 868 and encodes 195 amino acids. Gene Ontology annotation, molecular function: extracellularly ATP-gated monoatomic cation channel activity. Gene Ontology annotation, cellular component: nuclear inner membrane. The transcript has 8 exons.